UAUAAAAGCAGAGCCUGUUAUAGCAGCAAAUGGGUGACCAACUCCAUAUUAAUGCCCCCGAUUUUGGAAUUAGAUGUUCGACGAGCAUACUUUUGGUCAUGUAGUGUAUAUCAGAGGAUACUUAACUAGCUUUACAUACCGUAACGUUUUUUGGCAUGGAGUCAUGAUUAUAAAACGUUACAUAUGACAACAGAUUUCAAAAUAUUCAAAGCGAGUCGUCAUCUCACCGGAAGUUACACGCACAAAAUAUGUGACACGGUAAUUAGUUCUGGAACAACAGUCUUUUUUAUUCCUACGAAGGUCGAUUAGACACAGACACAUUAGCUACUGUACUGAGUCGUUUCUUCAAACACGAAGGAAUUUUCUUGUUAUAUUUCACUAGCUUUAACAAUUGAAAAUGCCAAGAGGAAGCAGAAGCCGGACGUCAAGAAUGGCCACUCCAGCCAGGGUAGCCCCACCGCCACCUCCCAUGGCCAGGGCUGCACCCCCACCACCCUACGCUCCAGUGCCUGCCCGUGCCCCUCCGUCCGCCAUGGCUGCCCCAGCCACUGCUGCUCCCCGGCAGCCAGGCAUGUUUGCGCAGAUGGCCACCACAGCCGCUGGGGUAGCCGUUGGCUCAGCCGCAGGGCACAUGAUCGGCCACGCAAUGACUGGAGGAAUGGGUGGAGGCGGGGGAAGCCAGGAGGCUGCCAAGCCUGAUGUCACCUACCAGGAGCAGCCCCAGCAGUACCAACAGCCACCUCCCAUGUACCAGCCAGCACAGUAUCAGCCCCAGUCCAUGUUCCAGCAGGAGCCUGCUGCAGAGCAGGGAACCUGCUCCUACGAGUUCAAGCAGUUUAUUGAGUGUGCUCAGACCCAGAGUGACCUGAAACUCUGUGAAGGCUUUAGCGAGGUGCUCAAGCAGUGCAAGUUGUCCAAUGGGAUGUCCUGAGAGGGAGACGAACAACCCCAUCAACGCUGAACACACACACACACACACACAAUACCACUAAACAAGUCAUUUGUUUUGGCAGUUGAUCAAAUAACUUAAUCAUAUGGACAAUAAAAGCAUUUCUCAGGUUGAUGCUGUGAAGCUUGUAAUAAGUUAUGUAUAUGUUUAUUUUUUUGGUUUGUUGCAAGUUUUAAUUUUUCCCUUGGUCCACCCAUUUCCAUCAUAUCUGGAUUAGAGUUGUACAAUCACAAUUUGCUUGUAACAAGCAUAGGAUCUAAUAAAGCUGAUGUGAAUCACA
Molecule: messenger RNA, 1229 nt
Organism: Oncorhynchus kisutch (coho salmon)
Lineage: Eukaryota; Metazoa; Chordata; Actinopteri; Salmoniformes; Salmonidae
Product: coiled-coil-helix-coiled-coil-helix domain-containing protein 2-like
Exons: 4
Coding region: 398-931 (177 amino acids)
Biological process (GO): positive regulation of transcription by RNA polymerase II; mitochondrion organization
Cellular component (GO): mitochondrion; nucleus
Molecular function (GO): sequence-specific DNA binding
Source: RefSeq, a predicted model, not a curated record